This is a messenger RNA of Anguilla anguilla (European eel), 1443 nucleotides long. It is a transcript of the gene odf3l2a, whose product is annotated as outer dense fiber of sperm tails 3-like 2a. Lineage: Eukaryota; Metazoa; Chordata; Actinopteri; Anguilliformes; Anguillidae. Gene Ontology annotation, cellular component: cytoskeleton. The record is from RefSeq and is a predicted model, not a curated record.
GGAGAGCGAUGGAGGCUCCACAGGACAUACGCCGCCCUUCGCCGACGGUGCGCAAACGAUGACAUCAUUCAGACCGCGUCCCUUCGUUCUUGCGUGUACCUGUAUUGCACGGUUCCAGGAGGUGGCGCUCUCACCAUGGAGGAGAGCGAGAGAAAGCGUCCCAUUAUUGCGGCCCGAGAGAGGGGACCUGGACCCGGCCGUUACGCCCUCCCACCCACCAUUGGUUACGUCGGCCAUGACUACACCAAGCCCAGCAGCCCCGCCUACUCCUUCCACCGUCGGAUGAGCAGCAAGUUGUACGCGGUGGACUCCAGCCCCGGCCCGCGGUACUCGAUCGACGCGAAGCUGACCCGCUUCGGACGGGACGGCACCCCCGCCUACUCGAUCCAGGGCAGAGUGAAGAGCUCAUCUGGCGUUUUUCAGACCCCAGGACCGGGGGCCUACAGUCCGGAAGCGGCCCCCCCCCUCAACAGCCACCGGCGGCCGCCGUCCUACUCCAUGGGGUCGCGCACCAGCUACCGCACCACCGACCCGGUGCCCUCGCCCAACCGCUACACCCUGCCGGCGGUGCUGGGCUCCCACGUGCCCACCAAGCCCGCCAGCGCCAGCUACAGCAUGUCGGCCCGCCACCGGACGGGCGGCCCGGCGGCGGGCCGGGCCCUGACCCCGGGGCCCGGGCGCUACAACAGCACGGACCCCAACGUGUACCUGCCGCGGCGCCCCGCCUUCUCCAUCCUGGGGCGCUACACCGUGCCCAGCGACGCCACACGGAAGCCGGGGCCCGGCACGCACGACGCCGAGAAGGUGGUGGCGCACAUGCCCCGCCCGCCGUCCUUCUCGCUCGGCGUCCGCCACUCCGAGUUCGUCACGCCGCUGGUGGUGGGCGUGCCGGACCGAGCCUGAGAGAACGGGCCCGUCCUGCAGGAACUUUUUAAACGUGGCCACGCCCCCCCCCUCCCCCCCUUCUCUGUCGCAAUGCGUCGAGGGCGGGGCAGUACACAGGCUCUGGAACUGGGUUUGCAACUUUGAGGUUGCAGGUUUAAACCCCAGGUGGGGGCAAUGCUGUUGUAACUUAAUUAGAAUGACACGCUUCCAAGUGCUCAGCUGGAUGAAUGGUGGUCUGCGUCUUUGAAGGGGGGUAAGGAUGGAGAGUUGCUCAGUAGAACAGGGUGUACUAAAACCCAAAAUGUUGGCUGGAGACCCAGCUCCCCCUCCCCAAUUGGGGGGGGGAUAAACGGGUUGACUAUUAAUGCUCUGAAACAAAUGACAAAGCUGAGACAGAGAAAGGUUACUUCCUACCUACUAUAAGAGACUACAAAAAAUGUUCUGGAACCAUUGGGUAGACCAUCCACAACACCAAAUUAUGAAUGUGUCUGUUUGGGGGGGGGGAGGGGAAGAAUUACCAUUCAUUUUAAGAAACUGAAUAAACGUUCAGAAAAAUUA